GCAACUUGAUCGUUGUUGACGUUGGGACACAGUGUCACGCUCUGCGUUCUAGUUUAACUUGCAGCACGAUACGGUUAGGUGCUUACCAAUCUCAAAAAUCCGCCAAACUGGGAGACGGUAGAGGAAAACCUAAAAGAGUCAGGAUGGCUGAAGAAUCUUUACCACCCGCACCUGUAAUUAAGGAGCGUGAGCAAAAACAUUCACUUCCUGUCCUCACUAAAAUCGCCCAAGUUCUUCUAGCCGUUUUAAUAAUUGGACUUAUUGUUGAUCCAUUCAACUCUCAUCUCAGAAUACUCAAUCAACCAAAGAGGAAUCUUGACGAUGUGGCAAUUGUUUACAUCAGCGUUUCUGGAUACUUGCUCAUCAAUGUGAUUUUCAUCAUUGGAUAUUUUCUGGGCGAUAGAAUUCCAAAGAAAACGUCAAUAAUGUUCUCCGCCGUGGGAGCAUGUCUUCACAUUGUCGCAGCAAAUGUCAUGGUACACAAGUGGCGAAGGAUGACGGGUAGUUAUAUCGACUACCAAAGUAAUAAUGCCGUUUACUCAAGCAAACAGUACAACGAUAUGUUGAUAUCUGGAGCUGUAUUCACCUUCAUCAAUGCAAUAAUUUUUGCUGCUGAUGUAUUGAUUACAAUGAGAUUGACGUAGCUUAAUGAAUGAAUGAUUAUUCCCAAUUUGGUAAUUCAGCUUAGUUUAGCUUAGUUUGAUUGAUUAGACGCGGACAUAUCGGCUUGAUAAUAUAAUAUGUCAAAUUAGGACACAUUUUAUCCUCGAAAAUUGUACAAAUGGUUUUGUAGCUUAGAUGCACAAUGCUGUAAUCCAAAGUUUGAAAUGACUCAUAAUGUUCAAUCCGUCCAUUAGUAUUUAAUUAAUAUAGUAUAAUAAAAAAUACAGAUCUAAGGAUCGAUCUUCCAUCACACUAAUAAUGAGAAUAUUUAUUUCCAUAUAAUUUUUUUAUAAUUUAUGUCAGUAUCUCAUAGAUUGAAGAAUUUUUAAAUUGUGUCUUAAUGAUGAACAACGGAGCCCGUGACUAUUCCGUCCAUUAAAAAAACAUUAUUCCUAACAAUGAAUUUAAUGUGCGCUAUAUUUUAAUAAUAAAUAAUAACGAUGAUUGCCAUAGAUUUAAUUUUAUUACUUAAUCUGAAUUUGUAGAAACUUUGAACGAUAAAUCUAGCAACUGUCAAUAAAAAUUGAUUAGCCAUA
Diachasma alloeum is the source of this 1199-nucleotide messenger RNA. RefSeq lists its product as uncharacterized. Bases 144 to 644 code for a protein of 166 amino acids. Gene Ontology annotation, cellular component: membrane. The record is from RefSeq and is a predicted model, not a curated record. NCBI's taxonomy places the organism in Eukaryota, Metazoa, Arthropoda, Insecta, Hymenoptera, Braconidae. The transcript has 4 exons. Gene Ontology annotation, biological process: septate junction assembly.